UUUUUUUUUUGUCCCCAGGAGCUCUAACAUUGUUCUAGAAAUUUUUAAUUAGAUAACACUCCAGCAGUAGUACUGUUCCCACACUGCUCUAUUCGGUGGUGAAGAGGGCCUGGAUGUGUUCUUAAUUCUUACUUCAGCUGCAGAGAAUCAAUAAUUCCUUGUGAUUCCCAAAGUGGAGACAACUGCUGCUCGAUGUUAAUCUCACUGCCAUCACUCUGACCUGUGUACUUUGCUUGGUGUAAUGGGCAUGUAACAAUAGUAAGCACAAAGUACGUGGGGUGUCAAAAAGAAAAAAAAAAAUCAUCUUUGUAAGUCUGGAUCUAUAGAAACCAGAGAGCACGUGUGUUUGGCUUUGUUCACCAACAGUCCUGCAGCAUGCAGAGGACUUCAGACCCAUCACUGAAGACUUCUGACAGGCUCCAAAGGGCACGCUGUUUGCAGGACCACAUCAUUAGAUUACACCAUCAAAUUUGUGCAAUUUCCUGGACUUAUUUCAGACUGAACUUGUUGGGACUAGGAAAUAACCUCUUUACCCACACUGCCCAGUCAGUCCAGCUGGCAGCGGGCAGCCAUCCAGGAGCCCAAGUAGGGUAACCCCCUGGAGGCUAUAGGCACAGCCACCAGCCUUAAAUCAGCAUAAUCCACGAUGCCAACCAAAGUCUCUCCGUCAGGGCCAUGGGCUCACAACGGAGCUUUACUGGGAGCUCCAGUACAGCUAGCUGCUGGGCGGCAGAUAGGAGGGAAUGGUGGGUGAGAAAGGUCCAGGAAUCACUGGGUCGCACAGCAGAUGCUUGAAGGAACGUGCACUGAGGGAGAUAAAAGCUUUGUGCAAGGAAGGACGCUGAAGGAACCGUCCAACAGCGCGUUUUCGCGCCCGCCACACUCAAGAUGGCGGCGCAGCGCCGCUCACGCCGCUCCACGCUCUCCCGCACUUCCCCUUCUCGCUUCUGAUUGGCGGGUUCGCGGUGUCAGCCAAUCAGCGCGCCCGCUGCCGCUCCGGGGGCGGUGCCGCGGCCUGGCCUAGGUUGAAACGGCGGUGGGCGGCGGGCCGCGGGAUGAGCCGUCUGGUUCCGUGCUCGCGGCUCCUCCUGCGCCGGUCCCGGGCGGUGCCGCGGGGGCUGCUCCGUGCCGCCUCCGACGUAGGCAUGGAGGAGCUGCUGAGCCGCUCCGUGCCGCCGCUGCCGCCCUACGAGACCAAGGAGAAGGCACCGCCCCCGGCCGAGCUGCGCAGCGCGGAGUUCAUGCGGUAUUACCGCGGCCUGGCCGGGCCGCCCCGCGCUGAGCUCCUCACCCGUCUGGCCCGCGACUUCGGCGUGGAUCACGGGCGGGUGGCGGAGUUCAGCGCCAAAGUGCUGCAGGCCCGGGAGCAGCAGAGGGAGCUGGGAGCCCUGCUGCAGGCCGAGGACCGGCUGCGUUAUUACCUGAACCCGCGGUACCGGGGGCUGUUCCAGCACCUGGGCCGUCUGGAGGGAGGGCUGCGCUUCCUGGUGGAGCUGAGGGGAGACCUGGUGGAGGGGCUGGCGAGCAAGGAGGUGGACGGGCCUCACGUCAAGGAAAUGAGUGGUGUUCUAAAGAACAUGCUCUCAGAGUGGUUUUCAACAGGAUUCCUAAAUUUGGAGCGGGUCACGUGGCAAUCACCUUGUGAAGUACUCCAGAAAAUCAGUGAUUCUGAAGCCGUGCAUCCUGUUAGAAACUGGGUUGAUAUGAAGCGUCGAGUGGGGUCAUAUAGAAGAUGCUACUUUUUUUCUCACUGUGCAAUCCCAGGAGAACCGUUGAUAGUCUUGCAUGUUGCAUUAACCAGUGAUAUCUCCAGCAGCAUCCAGGCCAUAGUGAAAGAAGUGGAACCUUUAGAAACAGAAGAUGCAGACAAAAUUACAACAGCAAUUUUCUACUCAAUCAGUUUGACUCAGCAAGGACUGCAGGGGGUGGAACUUGGGACUUACCUUAUCAAACGUGUGGUAAAGGAGCUGCAGAAAGAACUUCCUCAGAUAAAAACUUUUUCUACUCUGUCGCCUAUCCCUGGGUUCACAAAAUGGCUCGUUGGUCUCCUCUCCUCGCAGACGAAAGAACUGGAAAAGAAUGAACUUUUUACAGACUCAGAACGCCAAGAACUAUCGCAGAUCACAGGAGACUGUACUACUGAAACACUAAAGAAGCUCUUAAACAACAACGAGUGGGUGCGAUCAGAAAAAUUAGUCAAGGCUCUCCAUUUGCCGCUGAUGAGACUGUGUGCCUGGUAUUUGUACGGGGAAAAACACCGUGGCUACGCUCUGAACCCAGUAGCAAACUUUCACCUUCAGAAUGGCUCUGUGUUGUGGCGGAUAAACUGGAUGGGAGACACGAGCCCUCGGGGCAUUGCUGCUGCGUGUGGCAUGAUGGUGAACUACCGGUACUUCUUAGAGGAUACAGCCAGUAACAGUGCAGCCUAUCUGGGGACAAAAGCCAUUAAAGCUUCAGAGCAGGUUCUUUCCUUGGUGUCGCAGUUCCAGCAGAAUAGUAAGCUUUAAAACUAAGAACAAGUGGUUUUCACUUGUAAAGAGCUGUCAUAUUUUGCAGUGCUUCUAUUUAAAUGCGAUCAUCCCUUAUAAAACAAAUUUACUCAGCACGGCAGGGUACAAAAUUACCUAAAUUAUCAGCUGUCUUGCUUACACUGCCAUAUAUUCAAAGCCUGAUUUGUUGCAGUUGAAUCACUUGAAGUACUACACAUCUGUUACGUACAAAUGAAUUGGAGGUAUGUAUUCAGGAGUGAGCAAAUUCUCUCAACCAGUUACAAUCCAAUAGUAACUUGUAUGGCUGAAGUAUUUUCCAUACUGUUAUUCUGUUGGUAAUAAACAUGUACAAAUGUCA
Molecule: messenger RNA, 2847 nt
Organism: Phasianus colchicus (ring-necked pheasant)
Lineage: Eukaryota; Metazoa; Chordata; Aves; Galliformes; Phasianidae
Gene: MLYCD
Product: malonyl-CoA decarboxylase
Biological process (GO): fatty acid biosynthetic process; acetyl-CoA biosynthetic process; malonyl-CoA catabolic process
Cellular component (GO): mitochondrial matrix; peroxisomal matrix
Molecular function (GO): malonyl-CoA decarboxylase activity
Source: RefSeq, a predicted model, not a curated record